Molecule: messenger RNA, 10195 nt
Organism: Synchiropus splendidus (mandarinfish)
Lineage: Eukaryota; Metazoa; Chordata; Actinopteri; Syngnathiformes; Callionymidae
Gene: usp24
Product: ubiquitin specific peptidase 24
Exons: 67
Coding region: 159-8024 (2621 amino acids)
Biological process (GO): protein deubiquitination
Cellular component (GO): cytosol; nucleus
Molecular function (GO): cysteine-type endopeptidase activity; protein binding; cysteine-type deubiquitinase activity
Source: RefSeq, a predicted model, not a curated record
CGUCAGUCGGCAUACCGAAGUGGGCGCUGUUGUGGCGGAUCCCGGGUCGUGACAGACUAGUAGCAGGCAGUGUGCUGUAAACAUGGCGGCGUGCACAGCUACAGGGCUGUGCCGAGCACCCCGUUAGUUUUAGGCCGAGACACGGAUUCGACCCAAACAUGGAGACCGAAGAGGAGCAGCACAUCACCACGCUCCUCUGCAUGGGCUUUCCAGACCCCGACGUGAUACGGAAAGCGCUCCGUUUGGCGAAGAAUGACAUUAACGAGGCGGUCGCGCUGCUGACUAACGAAAGCCCCGGUCUCGGUUAUGGAUACGAGCCGAUGGAGAGUGGGCCCGCUCCCGGCUCCAGCACGAGUGGAGACGGGGAGAACAGUGGGCGCACUGGUACUGGAGGAUUCGACCCUCCACCUGCAUACCAUGACGUCGUAGAGAGUGAGAGGAGCAAUGAUGAGAAUGGAAAUUGCUCCGGGGGGAGCAUGGAGUUUCCCACCACCAACCUGUAUGAGCUGGAGAGUCGAGUCUUUACUGACCACUGGUCCAUCCCCUACAAAAGAGAAGAGUCCCUUGGCAAAUGUCUUAUAGCUUCCACCUGUCUCGCCCGGCAUGGACUAGCUGACGCAGAUGAGAACUGCAAGCGGUUCAUGGAUCGGUGCAUGCCAGAAGCCUUUAAAAAGUUGCUCACCAGCAGUGCUGUUCACAAAUGGGGUACAGAGAUUCAUGAGGGAAUCUAUAACAUGCUUAUGUUGCUGGUGGAGUUGGUUGCAGAGAGAGUCAAACAGGACCCUGUCCCUGUCAACCUGAUGGGUGUGCUGUCCAUGGCCUUUAACCCUGACAAUGAAUACCAUUUCAAAAAUCGAAUGAAGGCCUGCCAAAGGAAUUGGGCUGACGUUUUUGGAGAGGAGGCCAACAUGUUUGCGGUUUCUCCUAGCAACAGCUACCAGAAAGAGCCUCAUGGUUGGCUGGUUGAUUUAGUCAAUCAAUUCGGAGAGCUGGGGGGAUUUACUGCCAUUCAGACAAAACUGAACACGGAGGAAAUCGAAAUUGCUUGUGUGUCAGCACUGGUCCAGCCUCUGGGAGUCUGUGCCGAAUACCUGAACCCGAGCCUCGUCCAGCCUAUGCUUGAUCCUGUCAUCCAUAAAAUGAUCACAUAUGUACAGAACCUGGAGGAGAAGGACCUGAAAGAUAAGCGUCUUGUAAGCAUCCCAGACCUCCUGUCAGCCAUCAAGCUGCUGUGUAUGAGGUUCCAGAGAGAGCUGGUUAACGUGGUGGAUGACUUGCGUCUGGACACGCUGCUGCGGAUGCUGAAAACCCCUCAUUUUUCUACCAAGAUGAACUCCCUCAAAGAGGUGACAAAGUUAAUAGAAGAGAGCACUGUGGCAAAAACUGUGAAAAAUGCCAUUGAUACUGACAAGCUUCUGGACUGGCUUGUAGAGAACUCGGUCCUCUCAAUAGCUUUGGAAGGCAAUAUUGAUCAGGCGCAGUACUGUGAGAGAAUAAAGGGAAUCAUUGAGCUUCUCGGCAGUAAACUGUCCCUGGAUGAACUCUCCAAGAUCUGGAGAAUACAGGCCGGUCAGUCAUCAACUGUGAUAGAAAACAUCCACACCAUCAUUGCUGCUGCUGCUGUGAAAUUCAGCUUUGAUCAACUAAACCACCUCUUUGUGCUCAUUCAAAAGAGCUGGGAGGUUGAGAGUGACCGAGUCAGACAGAAGCUUCUCAGUCUGAUCGGAAGGAUUGGUCGAGAGGCACGUUCUGAGACUACAACUGGCAAAGUGCUGGAGGUCCUUUGGGAGCUGGCACAUCUCCCCACUUUACCAACCAGUCUUGUCCAGCAGGCAUUGGAGGAGCACCUGGGUAUCCUGAGUGAUGCCUAUGCUGUCAAGGAGACAGUGAAACGCAGUUACAUCAUAAAGUGUAUUGAGGACAUUAAGAAGAUUCACACUCAGGAGGAUGCUAAAUGCAGCGACACUCAAAGUUCUUUUCUUACGGGCUCUUGGGGAAAGAGGAAAGCUAACUUUUUGGUCAAAGCCUCGCAGCAGAGCAGUCCUCAGUCUGUUUGGGUUGUCCCAGCUCUCCGUCAGCUGCACGAGAUCACUAGGUCUUUCAUCAAGCAGACCUAUCAGAAGCAGGAUAAGAGCAUCAUUCAGGACCUGAAGAAGAACUUUGAGAUUGUGAAACUGAUAACAGGCUCUCUUGUUUGCUGCCAUCGUCUGGCUGUGACUGCUGCUGGAAACAACUGUCUCUCAGGCUCCACCCUCGUGGAUGGACGGUACACAUAUCAGGAGUAUCUGGACAGCCACUUGCGAUUCUUGGCCUUCUUCCUCCAGGAAGCCAGCCUCUACCUGGUUUGGAACCGGGCCAAAGAAAUCUGGGAGUGUUUAGUAUCUGGACCAGAUGUUUGUGAGCUUGACCGUGAGAUGUGUUUUGAGUGGUUCACCAAGGGACAACAUGACCUUGAGAGUGAUGUUCAACAACAGCUCUUCAAGGAGAAAAUACUGAAGCUGGAGCCCUAUGAGAUCACCAUGAAUGGUUUCAAUCUGUUUAAGACGUUCUUUGAGAAUGUUAAUCUUUGUGACCAUCGACUUAAACGCCAGGGGACCCAGCUGUGUGUGGAGCGCCUUGACCUGGCAGGAAUGGAUUUUAUAUGGCGUAUUGCCAUGGAAACCCCUGAUGAAGAGAUCGCCAAUGAAGCAAUCCAGCUGAUAAUCACAUACAGCUACACUAACCUCAAUCCAAAAAUGAAAAAGGAUUCUGUGUCUUUGCACAAGAAAUUUAUUGCUGAUUGUUACAAGAGACUGGAGGCUGCGAGUUCAGCCUUGGGAGGCCCAACUUUGACGCAUGCUGUUACUAGGGCAACCAAGAUGCUGACAGCCACUGCCAUGCCGACUGUGGCUACAUCUGUGCAAUCACCUUCCAGAUCCACCAAACUGGUAAUCAUAGAAAGACUGCUGCUCCUGGCAGAACGCUACGUCAUUACUAUUGAGGAUAUGUACUCAGUCCCUCGCACUAUUCUACCUCACGGGGCCUCCUUCAACGGACACCCAGUCACCCUCCACAUAACCUACGAGUCAACCAAAGACACUUUCACUUUAGAGACUCACAGUAAUGAGACAAUAGGAAGUAUCCGAUGGAAGAUAUCUGAGCACUUGAGCUGCCCGGUGGAUAAUGUCCAGAUUUUUGCCAACGAUAGCGUGCUGACCAUGAACCGGGACCAAAAGUUGCUGUCCCAGCUUGGCUUCAAUGACGAACAGAGUCUGACUGUGAAGAGUUCAGGCACUGGUACUCCCUCUGGCAGCUCUGAGUCCUCUGCUUCUGCCUCUAGUAGUUCCAGCUCUGCUGUCUUCAACUCUGCCUAUGCCCUGGAGCAGGAAAAAUCGCUUCCAGGUGUUGUGAUGGCGUUGGUGUGUAAUGUUUUUGAGAUGCUCUACCAGCUGGCAAAUUUGGAUGAAACCAGGAUUACUCUCCGAGUACGAAAGCUGCUGCUGCUAAUACCAACAGACCCUGAGGUUCAGGAUGCACUUGACAACUUUGUUCCCAAAGAAUCCAGCGUCUGGAGUCAUCAGAAAACCCUCUUUACUCUGGGCCAAGGAACUGGCUCUCGGUCGCCGUCUAUGACAUCUAAACAGCAGCACCAGCCCAGUGCAGCGUCUAUCUUGGAGUCUCUGUUCCGAUCUUCAGCUCCGGGCAUGUCCACCUUCAGAGUCCUUUACAAUCUUGAGGUUUUAAGUUCAAAACUUAUGCCAACCUCUGACGAUGAAAUGGCUAAAACCAGCAGCAAGUCCUUCUGUGAGAAUUUCCUCAAAGCAGGCGGCCUCAGUCUGGUUGUUAAUGUGAUGCAGAGAGACUCCAUCCCUUCUGAGGUGGACUAUGAAACCAGACAAGGAGUUUACUCCAUUUGUCUCCAGUUAGCCAGAUUCCUCCUUGUGGGACAAAGCAUGCCUGCUUUGCUUGAUGAUGAUGUCAUCAGGGAUGGUGAGGCGUUAUCGUCCCGUCCAUUUCGUAAUGCUGGACGAACCGGACGGCAGUUAUCUCUUUGUGGGACCCCAGAAAAGUCCUCCUACAGGCAAAUGUCUUUGUCUGAGCGCUCCUCUAUCCGAGUGGAGGAAAUCAUACCUGCUGCUCGUGUUGCCAUUCAGACAAUGGAGGUUGGUGACUUCACCUCCACGGUGGCCUGUUUCAUGCGUCUGACAUGGGCAGCAGCAGCUGGACGUCUAGAUCUUGUCGGAAGUCCUCAGCCAAUCAGAGAGACGCACAGCUCUCAUCUGACGCAAGGUGUCCGCACACGAGUCAGCAGCACAGGGAGCAAUUGUAGUUCGAGCAGUGAGGGGGAGACCGCUCCAACAGCAUUGCAUGCUGGGAUUUGUGUGAGACAGCAGUGUGUCUCCAUCAAAGAUACCAUCAUUGCCCGGGAAGCUCUGUCUCUCUUGGUGACCUGCCUACAAUUGCGCUGUCAGCAGCUGUCCUCCUUUUAUAAUCUUCCCUCUGUCAAUGAUUUCAUCAUUGACGUGUUGCUGGGAUCUACCAGUGGAGAGAUCCGACGUGUAGCUUGUGAUCAGUUUUACACACUUAGCCAGUCUGACACAUCGGCCUUCCCUGAAGUUCAGAAACCCAACUUGUUUCUGCUGUCAGUUGUGCUCACUGCUCAGCUACCAUUAUGGAGUCCGACAUCAAUCAUGAGAGGGAUCAACCAAAGACUUCUCUCUCAGUGCACCGAGUAUUUUGACCUUCGAUGUCAACUUUUGGAUGAUCUUACGACUUCAGAGAUGGAGGUGUCAAAAGUGAGCACUGCAACUAUGCUGGAGGACGAGAUUUCCUGGCUGGACAACUUCGAGCCCAGCUGGACCUCUGAGAUGGAAACCAGUGAGGCCGACAACAUCCUUCUCGCUGGGCACCUGCGACUCAUCAAGACUUUGCUCUCACUCUGUGGCAACGAGAAGGAACAUCUUGGUCCCUCUUUGAUCCAGCAGUUGUUGGAUGACUUCUUGUUUCGAGCCUCUCGGAUCAUUAUCAACAGCUCCAAUCCGACUUCUUCUCCAGCACCAAGCCAUGACUUUCAUCCCAAGUGCAGCAGUGCGAGCAGCAGACUGGCAGCCUAUGAGGUUCUUGUGAUGUUGGCAGACAGCUCUCUCUCCAACUUGCGUCUCAUCACAAAAGAGUUACUCUCUAUGCACCACCAGUCAGAUCCCUCACUAUGCAAGGAGUUUGAUUAUCUCCCACCUGUUGAAAGCCGCUCUGUCUCAGGUUUUGUUGGAUUGAAGAAUGGUGGAGCCACGUGUUACAUGAAUGCUGUUUUCCAGCAGCUUUACAUGCAGCCUGGUCUGGCAGAGGCUUUCCUGUCCAUCGAGGACGACACAGACCAACCUGAGGAGAGUGUCUUUUACCAGGUCCAAUCUUUGUUUGGUCACCUGAUGGAAAGCAAACUCCAGUACUAUGUGCCUGAGAACUUCUGGAAGAUCUUCAAGAUGUGGAAUAAAGAACUGUAUGUUAGAGAACAACAGGAUGCUUAUGAGUUCUUCACCAGCUUGGUGGAUCAGCUUGAUGAGCAUCUUAAGAAAAUGGGUCGAGAGCAAAUCUUCAAGAAUACAUUUCAGGGUAUUUUCUCAGACCAGAAAAUCUGCAAAGAUUGUCCUCAUAGGUACGAGCGUGAAGAAACAUUCAUGGCUCUGAACCUUGGAGUGACAUCCUGCCAGAGUUUGGAGAUCUCAUUAGACCAGUUUGUUCGUGGAGAGGUUUUGGAGGGCAGCAACGCGUAUUACUGUGAGAAGUGCAAAGAGAAGAGAACCACAGUGAAGAGGACGUGCAUUAAGUCUCUGCCCAGCGUUCUCUGUAUCCACCUCAUGCGCUUUGGCUUUGACUGGGAGAGUGGACGGUCCAUCAAGUAUGAUGAACAGAUUAGGUUUCCCUGGGUGUUGAACAUGGAACCAUACACUGUUUCCGGAAUGGCCCGUCAAGACUGCAGUGGAGAGGCAGGAGAAGGGCGGGGUGAUGGGACUUCUGGAAGUUCUCCAAGGAAGAAAGUUACCAUUUCUGAGAACUAUGAACUGGUGGGAGUUGUCGUCCAUAGUGGUCAAGCUCACGCAGGACACUACUACUCUUUUAUCAAAGACAGACGUGGCAGCGCCCGCGGUCGAUGGUACAAGUUCAAUGACAACGUUGUGGAGGAGUUUGACAUGAACGAUGAAACUCUGGAGUAUGAAUGCUUUGGCGGGGAAUACCGACCAAAAGUAUAUGAUCAAUCCAACCCCUACCCUGAUGUUCGGAGAAGAUACUGGAACGCCUACAUGCUAUUCUACCAAAAGAUCAGCGAUCAGAACUCACCAGUGGUACCAAAGAAAAGCAGAGUCAGCAUUAUGAGGCAGGAAGCAGAGGACCUCACAUUAUCUGCACCGUCGUCUCCUGAUGUGUCGCCGCAGUCCUCCCCUCGCCCCUCCAGGGCCAACAAUGACCGCCUCACCCUCCUCACUCGAUUGGUUCGAAAAGGAGAGAAGAAGGGCCUUUUUGUUGAGAAGAUGCCUGCCAGCAUCUAUCAGAUGGUGCGAGAUGAGAACCUCAAGUUCAUGAGGAACAGAGACGUCUAUAACAGCGACUACUUCAACUUCACACUCUCGCUGGCCUCUGUGAAUGCUACCAAACUGAAGCAUCCAGACUACCAGGCAAUGGCUAAAGAGAGUCUCCAGCUGGCUGUUCACUUCCUCCUUCAUACUUUCUUGCACACCAAAAAGAAACUUCGGGUGGACACAGAGGAGUGGAUGGCAACCGUGGAGGUGCUGCUCUCCAAAAGCAGUGAAGCUUGUCAGUGGAUGGUGCAGUACCUUGUGGGCCAAGAGGGACGAGAAAUCACAAGGGUUUGUCUGCUGGAGUGUAGUCUCAGAGAAGUGCGGGUGGUGGUGGCAUCCAUUCUCGAAAAGACGCUAGAGAGUGCGCUUCAGUUUGGGGAUCCUGGGCUGGACAACUUAAUGGACGCUUUGCUCUCUUUAUUGGACAAAGACGUUCCUGAGAAUGUGAAGAAUUGUGCUCAGUACUUCAGCCUGUUCAGCAACUUUGCUCAAAGGGGUUGUGGGCCAUGCCAGUUAUUGUUAAAGCACUCAGCUUAUCGCCGAAUGCUCAUAUUUCUGUUGGGACCUAAUCGACAGAACAACCAGAACCGGCGCUGGAGUCCAGCUCAGGCUCGAGAGUUCCUCCACCUUCACAGCACCCUGGCUCUCAUCACCCUGCAUUCGGACCUUGGCCCACAAAGAACUCACACUGUUGGAGAAUUUAAACCACUUGAGAGGAGCAUCUCAUCUUCAACUCAACUUCUUCCACUUCACCCGGACAUCCUGGCCUCUGUCUUUACUCCGGAGGGGCAGCCGUACCUGUUAGAGGUCAUGUUUGCCAUGCGUGAGCUGUCAGGUCCACUGUCGCUGCUGAUCGAGAUGAUGACUUACUGCUCGUACUGUAAUGAGCCAUUCUCUCAGGGGAUCCUGCAGUUACUCAAGACGCAGCUGGAGUCCGCUCCGCCUCAUGAACUCAAGAACGUGUUUCAGACGCUGCAGGAGCUCCUGGUCGUGGAAGAUCCGCUGCAGUCCCAGAGACUGAAGUAUGCUUUUGAGUCGGAGAAAGGUCUUCUAGCUUUGAUGCACCAGAGCAAUAACGUGGACAGCAGGCGCUGCUACCAGUGUGUCAAGUUCCUGGUCACAUUAGCCCAGAAGUGUCCUCCAGCAAAGGAUUACUUCAAGGACCUCUCUGGACACUGGAGUUGGGCUGUUCAGUGGCUCCAGAAAAAGAUGACAGAACACUACUGGACACCACAGAGCAACGUGUCCAAUGAGACGUCCACAAACAAGACCUUCCAGCGCACCAUCUCUGCACAGGACACUCUGGCCUAUGCCACUGCUCUGCUGAACGAAAAGGAGCAGUCGGGCAGCAGCAACGGUUCUGACGGCAGCCCGGCUAAUGAAAACGCUGAUCGCAGCCUUCGACAGGGCUCUGAGUCUCCAAUGAUGCUGGGUGAUUCCAAGAGCGAUCUGGAAGACGUGGACCCGUAACUUUUCCCGCCGGCUCGGAUCCUUCCAGAGCAGCAGGACUCCAGAGAGUCCGUGGAGAAAAGGGCUGCACUUUACCUCUGAUUGGUCGGGACAAUUAAGACUCCACCGUAGGCCAAUCGUAGGAACACUCUUUCUCUUGGUCGCCAUGGCAACGUAGGAGCAAUGAAUAAAUCAUCAACGACUUCCUUUCGGCGCGACGACGGAGACGCAUUAUCAUUAAGGGCCGCAGAGGUGAUGACGGGGAACCUUCCACAAUCAUGGAUGACUUGAGUUUAUCCUUUUUUUUUAUUCAUUCACUCAGAAUGAGGCGAGUUCCAGGACGGCUUGGGUUGUGUUUUAACAAUGUUCUGCUCAUAUUUGCCAAUGUAUCGACAUUGAUAUUGUAAAGAUUUCUUCCAUUGAUGUAUGAUGAUGUUUUAAAUCCUCCUGUGCUUAGCCAUGAAGUCGGAGCCCACAGCAGGCGCACUUACACUCAUAGAAACACAAGCACGUGGGAGGGAUGGGGGUCAUGUAUGCACUUUAUAGUCCGGCCCAGUCUAUCGAGAAGAACAGCAGCUGUGCUCACUUCCUCCUGUGCUCGUGCGCUUGUUUCUUUUUUUCUUUUUUCUUUUUCUUUUGCAGUCUUUUUAGUGCCACUUAUGCAGACGCACAGAUGCCCCCGCUGCCUGUGAUUUAACCACUGACCCCAAAAGGGUGCGGUGAAGACCGUCAGCACGUCUUGAGUCCAACUGUGCCAAGGUCAGCACAUCCAGCCUCCGUGUGCUGGAUGCUCCGUUAUUCUACUUUUCCUUUUGUUUUGUGUCUUCAAGUGGGAAAAAGCUUUCGCGAGGAAAGUUGAGCGACUUAAGCCUUAUGCAAGAUAGCGCACACAGAUCUGUGGAGGGGGGGCACCAGCGCCCUCUGGUAGGAGCAUAUUUUAUUUCAAGGUGCCAAGGACAUUCUCACAGUUAUGCUGCAUUCACUGACAUACAGGGCUGGUCCUCCUCGACCCACCGUUACCUCUUCUUUAUCAGGUUUCAUUUGUCUUUGUCUUUUUGCUUUAACGUCUUUGUUCUCAUCCGCCAUGGGAAGCACACACACACACACACAGGAGAAGCAAAUGUAGCCGCCAAAACCCCAGCUGCAACCCAAGGAAUCACUGUCAUCAAACCAACCCUCGGGAGACUUGAAGUGCCUUACCCUCCCGCGUUCUAAACCGCCCCGCUUUGACGGGAUGUGCUCCGCUGGGCUCUUCCUCCGUGUGUGACCGAGGACUGUUGGAAUGUACGCGUUGCAUUUCUGGGUGUCAGGAUGAUCAAAUGCUGCUUGGUGACCAUGAGGAUCUUUAAAUUGCUGAGCAGCUAUAUCUGGUUCAUGUUUACAGUGCGAGGACCUGCAAGUCCCCCCCCACCCCCCGAUCAGUCAUUGUGCUCCUCACCAUCUCUCGUGUGCUGUCUGUCUCACACGCUGUGAAUGUCACUGUUACGGCACAUUUGCAUGCGAUUCAUGACGUGGUGCUGAAGUUUGUAUUGUCUGUGUGACGGAGGAAAAUCAGCCCCCCGUGUUGUUUGCAGUGUAAUUGGAUCAUUAGCACUUACCGUCACAUUCACCCAGACCGGUUGGCUGUCUUCUGAUGGAGCAGCGUGAAGUCUGCGCAGCCACCGGGCUGGUGCGGAAACUCGACUUCUGCCGGGUUCCCACUCUGCCACAUCACCACAAGCACUUGAGGUGGAGAAAACUUCAGUUUUAUCGCGGGGAGGGGGCGGCGGGAGGCGAGGGUUCGGCACCUGUACGGGUUUUUACUGUCACUCACAAUCAAGGCCGGAUUCUGUAUCGCAUGUCGACUCAUUUUUAAUUUGUACAUCAAAAUUUGAUUAUGGGGAAUUUGAUAUGAAAUAAACUGGAAUGCACAACCUUUUGUAAACAUUGUUUUUCAUGUUUGUUUAUGGAUCCGUGCACCAACAUGUUUGUGUGUACCCUCGUGGCUCAUCGUCCUCUGUGAGCAGGUGAGCUCCACCUGACAGAGCCCCCGCCUCUCUCCGAAGGUGUCGUGCCGUGAAGGUUCAAGUCCUCCACUUGUGAUCAUGGCUGUAUUUUUCAGUCUGUUUUCUAGAACUGUGGACUUGUAAAGCUGCUGAACACAGUUGAGUGCUCAGGUCAGUCAAAUGUGUUUUUAUCCAAGUAUAAAUCAA